This is a messenger RNA of Penicillium diatomitis, 2112 nucleotides long. Its product is annotated as putative phosphoinositide phosphatase (Sac1). Gene Ontology annotation, molecular function: phosphatidylinositol-4-phosphate phosphatase activity. Lineage: Eukaryota; Fungi; Ascomycota; Eurotiomycetes; Eurotiales; Aspergillaceae. Bases 1 to 2112 code for a protein of 703 amino acids. Gene Ontology annotation, biological process: phosphatidylinositol dephosphorylation. The record is from RefSeq and is a predicted model, not a curated record. The transcript is spliced from 3 exons. Gene Ontology annotation, cellular component: endoplasmic reticulum.
AUGUCACCGCAGAUACUCCCAUUCAGGGAUAUCAAUCUGCACGCGUCUCCCUCCCACUAUGCGUUCACUUCACCCUCGUCACCCCAGGCUCCAACUCUUGUGGUAGACAGGCCGACGGGUGACUUGCGUCUGAAUGAUGGUCCCCUUUCGGGCGCGAAGCGCAUCUCUAGCAUUGCGGGAAUUCUGGGGAUCAUCAAAUUGAAACUGGACAAGUACAUCAUUGUCAUUACCAAAGCUCAGCCUAUGGGCCGGCUUCGUGGUCAUAUGGUGUACAAGGUUACCUCCACCGAGUUCCUCCCAAUGCGCGAACGGCCAUUGCACGAUAAAGAUGAGGAUACCUACCUCGCCCUGAUCAAAGAUCUGCUUCGCACAGGCCCUACGUACUUUUCCUACUCACUGGACUUGACGAACAGCUUCCAGCGACAGUCACAGAGUCCGCCUGAGAUCCCCCUGUGGAAGCGCGCAGACGACCGAUUCUUCUGGAACCGAUUCAUUCAGUCCGACCUCAUCGAUUUCAGCUUAGGGGAGAACAACACCAAUGGUGGUCGCUAUGGACCCCAGCCUGGAGCUGACCCUUACAUUCUUCCUGUCAUGUUUGGCAUGAUGCGCAUCACUUCAGCUCGAGUCAAGGGAACAUCAUUCACAUUCGCGCUCAUCACACGACGAUCCCGACACCGUGCAGGCACGAGAUACUUCUCUCGAGGCAUUGAUGAGCAGGGCCACGUGUCAAACUACAAUGAGACGGAACAGAUUGUAAUAUUGAACGAUGUUGCCGGGGGCCUAUCAGGCUAUGCUCCUGGCCAAUCCAUGGCGAAUGGCAAGACUGGUCAAGACCUUCAGGUUUACUCCUUUGUCCAGACACGAGGCAGCGUGCCAGUCUUUUGGGCCGAGGUAAAUAAUCUAAAAUAUACGCCCAAACUACAGGUUCGGGGCGUCGAGACAGCGAUUGAAGCUGCUCGCAAGCAUUUCACUGAGCAGAUACGCCUUUACGGGGAAAAUUACAUGGUCAACCUGGUCAAUCAAAAAGGUCGCGAGGAACGCGUGAAGACUGCCUACGAACAAUUAGUUCGUUUCUUGGUCUCUACCUCCGCAGAGAGGAGAGAAACUGACAACCGUACCUCCGAGAAGCUUCACGUGGUAGAGCCAGGUCUGAAACAGAAGGAAAUGGAUCGUCUCCACUACGUGUAUUUCGAUUUUCACAACGAGACGAAGGGACUCAAGUGGCACCGGGCUGAACUUCUGAUGGGACGUUUGAACGAUGGUCUGACUCAAGGCGGGUACUUCAGAGGAGUCGAGAACCCUGGUGCUCCUGGCGGACAGCUGGAAAUACGAUCGACGCAGACGAGUGUGGUGCGCACGAAUUGUAUGGACUGUCUUGAUCGAACGAACGUCGUACAGAGUAUGCUCGGCCGCUGGGCGUUGACCCGACAACUCAUGGAUGCCGGUGUUCUCAGUCCCGGUGAAAACGCGAAUGAUGACCCCGAAUUCGAGAACUUAUUCCGUAAUAUAUGGGCGGACAAUGCCGAUGUUGUCUCCAAAUCUUACUCUGGCACGGGCGCUCUGAAGACUGAUUUCACCCGCACUGGUAAGCGCACCCGGGCUGGCGCGCUUCAGGACUUGAGAAACUCAAUCACCAGAUAUGUUCGCAACAACUUCUUGGACGGACCACGUCAGGAUGGAUUUGAUGUGUUCUUGGGAACAUACCUUCCUUCUGAUACUUCCUUCGCUAACAUUCAACUGUUUAUCGACCGACGGCCUCUGGUCAUCCAGGCUGUGCCGUAUGUUUUUGCGGCCAGUCUGUUCAUGGUCCUGAUUGCCACCUUCACAAGACGUUUACCGGAUGCGGCCGUCUGGCCUCUUCGGAUUUUCACAAUGAUCUGGAUCCUCAUCGGAGCCUACUGCUUCAACUUUAUCAAUCGCUACGGCAUGCUCUACGUGAACUGGCCAAAACUGAACACUCCUGUCGCUGGUGCGGAGGGCUAUCAAGAUGCUCUCACUAAAGCUCGCUCGGAUCCGCUCAUCGGUCAGUGGCUUCCUUCUCGGCGACACCAGCGGGGUAUUAGCAACGCUCGUCUUGUCUUUCUUGAGGAGGGCAAAACCAGGAUUGAAUAG